This is a messenger RNA of Mycotypha africana, 3772 nucleotides long. Its product is annotated as NRDE-2, necessary for RNA interference-domain-containing protein. Gene Ontology annotation, cellular component: catalytic step 2 spliceosome. Lineage: Eukaryota; Fungi; Mucoromycota; Mucoromycetes; Mucorales; Mycotyphaceae. The record is from RefSeq and is a predicted model, not a curated record. Gene Ontology annotation, molecular function: protein binding. Bases 39 to 3653 code for a protein of 1204 amino acids. Gene Ontology annotation, biological process: regulatory ncRNA-mediated post-transcriptional gene silencing; negative regulation of RNA catabolic process; RNA processing. The transcript has 11 exons.
UUUCAAUCUAAGCUUUUUGAUGAAUUUACACUGCUACGAUGAAUAACACUGAAAACAGCCAUUUUAAGAAAAAUCUACCAAAAUCAAUACCACCUCCACCGUCUUUUGACAGUGCACCUUCAUUUAGUACAGGCAGUAUAUCCAUACCUUCAUUUUCAAGUGCUCCAGACAUUUCAUCCACAGUUAUACCGCAUCAACGACAAGAUCGCAAGCAAAACGACAUUGGGAGAAAACGUGAAGACACAAAAAGCAACGAUAGAACUUCAAGAAAGCAUAGGGAAAGUUCAAUUCAACGGAAUGAGGACGAUUAUCGCGGCAGCGACCAUCGCCGUCGUCAUCGUCGUUCUUACUCACCUUCUCACCAUCGCAGUGAUCAUAGACAUUCACGCUCUUCUCCGAACUCUCGUCAUUCACAGAAGAAGCGAUCGAAAUCGCCCUCACACCGGCAUCGUAUAAGCAGUAAAAGGAGGUCAGAAAGCUCAAGAGACAAAGAUGCGAAAAGGAGAAGAAGGUCGUCUUCUCUUUCCUCCUCGUCUUCAGAAGAGUCAGAAGUUCACACAGGGACUUUGGAUACUGGCAUCAGUUUCGUUAUGGAUACGAGUGGUGAUCCGGAUAAUUUGGUUUAUGGAAAAAAUCAUGCCUACUCAGUGCCAUCCUUUCACAGAGCGAGAAGAGGAAGAAUUUUGGGGUUACCACCCAACAUCAGAAUUGAUCCUACACAACCGCCGAAAUCAGGAGAAAUUGCUAUCAUAGAUUUGAGCGAAAACAAGAGAUCGGCAACAUCUAAUUAUGCGUGGAAAGAACUUGAUAAGGAUUUCAAAAGGAUACGAAUUCGUCCCAAAAAAGAGGAUAAAGACUUGUUCGCUGAACACGCCAAUGUAAUAAAUCUAGAAGAUACUGACUCGCAAAAAUCAUCAAAAGUGCGACAGGAGCAUCAAUUAAUUGAUUAUGACUUGUAUGACACUGGAGUGGAUUAUAGAUCUAUAGAAGGGAACAAAGUAAAGCCCUCAGCCCAGUCGUCAGAAGAAGCAGGGGAGGAGGAAGAUGAGGAAGGUGAAAGUUUUAAUGAAUACAUUCGGCGGCGCACCAUUGAAUUUAACCGACAGCUCGACCGGGAACCCGAAAACGUACAGCUCUGGCUUGAUUUUAUUCGAUUUCAGGAUGAAGCUGUUAGAGGGUUGGAUUCGAACAUUUUUGAGAAGAGUACAACUAGUAGCAAUAGCAGUAAGCGAGCUAGUUUGAACGAAGUGAAAUUAAGUAUUUUUGAAAAAGCACUAGAGCACAACCCUGAAAGUGAACAAUUGAUCCUCGCCUAUUUGGAAUGUGGAGCAGAGACUUGGGAAACAUUACCUUUACUGCAGAUGUGGGACAAGUAUCUUAAACGACUCCCUGAUUCCAUCCAGUUAUGGUCAAGCUACAUCAAUUUACGCCAAACUAAUUUUGCCAGCUUUACGUUUACGCAAUGUGUCAAUGUAUUUGAAGACGCUUUAUCCAUCCUAAUGAGACAGGCAAAGAAAACAGAGGAAGUAGACAGACGUGCAGACAUUGAAUCCCUUAUGGUAUAUAUUUUACUGCGCGCUUGUUUGUUUAUGAAACAAUGUGGUUAUCAAGAAAGGGCGUUCUCUGUAAUUCAAGCCUCUAUUGAAUUCAAUUUAUACCAGCCUUCGAUCUAUAAGACUAUCACACAUGAGCACGCAGAAAAAGUGAGUGCCUUCGUUGAAUUUUGGGACAGUGAAGUUUUACGUUUUGGCGAAAAGGGAGCUCAAGGCUGGCAUGAAUAUUAUCGUGCUGUUAAUAAUGAUGACCAAAUCCCAGAGCCUAAUAUAGAUAUGAACGACAAUAAUACCAACAUCGAAGACGAAGAGGAUGAAUUCAUAAAUCUGCGAGAUUGGUUGGUCGCUGAAACGAACAAUGAAUCAAACCGGCGUCUACCUCUCCGUAUGGUACAAGCUGAUGAUGAACUGCUUGGCACUGAUCCUUUCCGUGUGCCCCUCUCAGACGAUGUCAAAAACUUUCUGUUUGAUGUAACCACAGCAGAAGCGCGUCAGAGUUUGAUUUAUAGCGUGCUAGUAUUUCUAGGUCUGCCGUACACACCACCGGAAAUAGGUAGCAAUACGCAUUUCUUCACAGACACCUUCACCCGCAAUGAUAUCUCGUUAGACCAUUUUUGGCCGGUCAAAAAUCAUUCCCUAGAACAAAUUGUUUGGUAUGUGGCAGGUGUUCCUAUGAGAUCGGAAAAUACUGUGCAACAGACCAAUACGUACGAUAUACCCAGUUCGUAUCCAGUAGGCAUAUCUGAAAUGUUUGCCAAAUAUGGCGAAUGGUUCAGAUGCUCUGGAAGGGAGAAUAUCCGUUAUGAGGAAGAUAUAAAGUUUACAAGGGAGGUUUUCCAGCAAUUACUGGUUGUUGAAAACUCUGAUCACUUAAGGAUAUGUUAUUUAGCAUUUGAAGCCAGUUGCGGACAUAAACUGGGUCGAAAAUUGGCGAAAAAGUUACUGAAGGAACAUAGCACAAACUUAGCGUUAUGGAAUGCAUACGCUUGUAUGGAAAAAGGUUAUGGACGGAUUGAAGAGGCUCGAAAAGUAUAUCUUGCAGCUAUAGCUAUGUCUCACAAACAGGAAUCGCAACAAUUAUAUAUACCCUUGCUGUAUUAUAUGCUAGCAAGGCUGGAGUUUGACAGUAAUCGACCUCAUGAAGCACUGAAAGUCCUUACCAGCAUUUCCGGCGAUCAAGCAUAUGAUGCAAACUCACCACCAGUAACUGUACCUGUCGUACUUCGAACAAAAGAGGUAAGAAGUUUUGAAAAUCAAGGGGCUUCUCUGCACUUUUAUGAUGCUGAUUUCUUUUUUGGUGGUGCAAAGUAUUUCUUGCAAAAAUUAGCUCAUGUGUCGACAAUAGCAGUCAAUUAUGCAGAGAGAGAAGCAGCGAUCAAUUUUACACGAUGCUAUGCCUUAUUUGAGUAUUUGUCUGGUGGGCUUGACAGUGCAUGUUUAAUUUACGAGCAUGCAUUAAAGUACUUGGUCGAAUCUAAAGCAGAGAAAGGAUAUGAGUCAGAAAUGAUAUGGAUUGACUAUGCUACACUUGUAUAUCAACAUGCUAGAAAUGUUACUAUCAAAAGCGGUAAUAGCGGUGAUGAUCUAUACAAACCCAGUAGACUACGUCAGUUAAUGGAAAGGGCUCUUGCUCUAUUUCCAAACAAUACCAUCUUUCUGUCAUUUUACAUCUGGAACGAGUCAAGAACAAAAAUAUACAAUCGUGUUCAACAGCUUUUAAGCAAUGCAUUACAUAGGGAUUCAAAUAUUGUUCUGUAUCUAUCGGCCAUAUUUAGUGAGCUACAUCGUUAUAAGCCAUAUCAAGUGAAUUCAGUAAGAGACCUCUUUGAACGAUCUGUGGAGGAUUCAAAAACAAGAGCUUCCGUUGUAUUGUGGAAACUAUAUAUCCAAUUUGAGAUGCUGCAGAACAAUAAAGAAAGGGCCAAAACUCUAUUUUAUAGGGCGGUGAGAGAAUGCCCUUGGUCCAAAGAGUUAUAUUUGCAAGGCAUAGAGCUAUUUGAAAGCACGAUGGAUACCAGAGAAACGAACGAACUUGUCAACGUCAUGAUGGAGAAGGAGAUACGUAUCAGAAUACCCAUUGAUGAACACUUGUUGGAAUAAGAAAUGUUGUCAAUGAGUGACAUGUUUCCAUUGUUGAAACAAGCUGAUGAAUAAGGAGUUGGUCAAAUACAAUGAAAAGCAUGUGGCAUAAUAAUGGAAAUGAUGGCUUUUUUUAAUGG